AUGUCGGCCAUUACUAGCGGUCUCAAGAUUCCCUUCCCACAGGACCAGAAUCUGCACACCUUCCUCUUCAGCAACCCUCUUCAACACCAUCCUAACAACUUCGGCUCACAGUAUCCCAAUCACACCUUUGACGGCACCACCAUCCCAGAGCAGCGUCCCAUCCUAGUGCAUGAUGGUUCAGGUGCCCAGCUCAGUUGGGCUCGCUUGAGGGCCGACAGCUUGCGUCUUGCUCGCUCUCUUCAAACUCUCACCGGUGCUGCGAUUCCUUUCGUCUCUGACCCUAAGAGACCCCGUGAGCCCAUCCAUGCUCCUCGCACCACGGUUCUCUUGCACAUCCCCAAUGGCAUGGUCUGGCCGCUUGUAGCUCUCGGCACCGUUGCAGCCAACCUCACUGUCUGCCCCAUCUCUACCUACCUCAGUCCACGAGAGCUUGCUUACAUCUUGGCCAAAGCUCGUCCUCAAGUUCUGUUCACCUCUGUCGGCGCAGAAGGUGAGGUGCCGCUCCGUAAAGCACUCCAACUGCUACUCGACUCGCCUUCUAGCAACAACGGUCAGGUCAAAGGUGCCGAGUUUCAGGCUUGGGCACGUGAACUCGCUAGGGAUUGGGAUGAGUCCAAAGCCGCAAGAUUGGAAAAGAGCAAUCAGGUUCCCUACCGUUGUCGUCGUAUCUGGACUGUAGACGUCUCUUCGGGCAUGGACUACUAUGGCACCAGCUUCAACAGGAACGGCGUUGCAUCGGCACAUGACCCUCGUGACUGGACACAUCUCUUGCUUCCACCACCAGGCAGCAAGGCCGAAGGAAGCAUUGCUAGUCUUGACAGACCAGCGUUUAAUCCUGCGCCUAUGACACCAGAGGAGCAGCAGAGACGUGUUGCUUUUGUGCUCUGGUCGAGUGGUACAACGGGUCAGAGCAAAGGUGUGCUCAUCAGUCACAAGGCACUCAUCAGCAACACGAUGGGCGUGUGGGAUACUAACCCGCACUUCAGCGGUACUUCGAGAGGAGCAAACGGUGGAGGAGAGCGCUGGAUCACCCUUGCUCCUUGGUAUCAUGUUUACGGUCUGGCAACCGUGUUGCUACCCACAGUGGCUUUCGGAACGACUCUCAUCAUCCCUUCAACGCCCAAGUUUGAUCUGGGCUACUACCUCAGCCUAGUCACUCGCUACCGUGCUACCUUCAGUCACAUCGCCCCUGCCGUUGCUGUUGCACUUCGAUCUUGCCCACACCUUGAUCCCGCUUCGCCACUGAGCAAUGGCAUUGAUCUCUCGAGCAUCGCAGCUUUCCUCACAGGUGGUGCACCCGUCCCUGUCGAAGUCGUGCGCAAGGUGUUCGAGCGAACGGGCAAGUACAUUCAGCUUGGCUACGGCACUACCGAAACAUGUUCCACUUCUCAGACCAGCGGGUUGGCCAUGGAUGCCGACACACAAGGAGCACGCGACGAAUUGGGUAGUGUAGGUCGGCCUGCACCUAACACCGAGAUUCAAAUUCGACCUUUGCCGGGAACCAGCAAGCAGCAAGUCGAUCAACGUGUGGAGGAGAUCCGUGCCGUGUCCAGGCAAGCGAGAGCGAGAGGAGAGCGAGUACCAUCGGAUCCAGGGAUAGUGGGUGAAGUGUUGAUUCGCGCACCUGCCGUCAUGUCGGGCUACUUCUCCGGGCUGUCCUCCGAAACGCAUUCGGCUUUGAAUGAAGAGUUGACUGGAGGUGCAUUCACGGAAGAUGGGUGGUACAGGUCGGGCGAUGAAGGCUGUCUCGAUUCCAAAGGACGAUUGUGGAUUACAGGUCGUACAAAGGAAUUGAUCAAGGUCAAAGGCUUCCAAGUCCCCCCAGCUGAGUUGGAUGACCUCUUUGCCACCCAUCCAGAGCUGGUGGACGCUGCAGCAACAGGGUUCGUGGAAGACAAGUCGACGGGUGAAGAACAAGUGUUACUCUUGGUGGUGCCCAAGGACAAGACGAUUUUGACACAGGAGCAAAAGAUGCACGAGUUGGCUUCACGUCUGCACACAUGGGUGGGAGAUAAGACAGCAUACUACAAGUGGCCGAGUACGUAUCUGUUCUCGGAGUCAGCACCUAGGAACCCAACGGGAAAGCUACUUAGGAAGGAUAUUGCUGCGUCAAAAGGUCACAAGAUCAAGAUUGUCAAGCAGUCGCGUAAGGCUACCUCGCCAAGUCCAUCCGCCAAGCUGUGA
Messenger RNA from Ustilago hordei, 2184 nucleotides. RefSeq lists its product as uncharacterized. The record is from RefSeq and is a predicted model, not a curated record. Gene Ontology annotation, molecular function: CoA-ligase activity. Gene Ontology annotation, biological process: secondary metabolic process. Bases 1 to 2184 code for a protein of 727 amino acids. The transcript has 2 exons. Lineage: Eukaryota; Fungi; Basidiomycota; Ustilaginomycetes; Ustilaginales; Ustilaginaceae.